Molecule: messenger RNA, 687 nt
Organism: Ambispora gerdemannii
Lineage: Eukaryota; Fungi; Glomeromycota; Glomeromycetes; Archaeosporales; Ambisporaceae
Source: the annotation of a GenBank genome assembly
AUGGAUCAAGUAACAAGGAAAAAGUAUUGUCAGAUUUUGGCGCUUGACAUCGAUCCAAAAUGCUUAUCUUUUCAAAAAGAUAAGAAUACAUUAAAUAAUCAUGAUCGAAAUCAUAAUAACGGACCGCCAUUAAUGAUUGAUUCUGCAACAUCAUUAGAAUCUGCUGGCCUCAAUGGGAAUAAUUUCAUCUUCACGUCUUUUUUUGAAAUCAAGAAACCCUCAAAUUCACAUUUUUCGUCGUCAUCAACACAAGAAACUCAUAACGAUCAUGAAUUGAUCACUAAGAAUGUAAUGGCAACUCAUCCAUCACCUUCUCCAUAUAGAAAAAUCGAAAAUUUACUCAAUUAUGAGCAAUCCACCUUAAAUUGCACAGUCGAAUCGAUAAUAAACGAACAAGAGCAAGCAAACGAGCGAAUCCCAAGACCUCCAAAUGCCUUUAUUUUGUAUCGACGUGCUAAUCAAUCAUCAGUAACUCAGAAAUAUGGGAAAAUUUCAAAUGCUAGAAUUUCCCAAAUAUUAUCGAAAAUGUGGAAAGAUGAAUCAGAAGAAGUAAAAUUUUAUUGGCAUAAAGAAGCUGCCCAUAGAAAAAAUCAACACGAGAUUGCCCAUCCAAAUUAUGUAUAUCAACCAAAGAGACUUAACGUUAAGGGGAAAUUGAAUAUCCAUCUUGAGAUGAUCGGAUCGUAA